UAAAACACAUUUCAAGACAACAAGAAUCUAACGAUUUUCUUUGUGAUACGGGGAUAUUUUUACACGAUGUCUGCUUCAAAUGGUACUACAGUCCACCUUCGCGUUUCUGUCGAGGCGGCUCAGGGAUCAAGAAAAAGCAUGGAGGACUAUACAGCUGUAACGUUGGAUAAACGCGAAGACAGCGAGUGCUUUUUCGCGGUAUUCGAUGGCCAUGGAGGCCAUCAGGCUGCCUUUUUUGCGAGGCAAAAUCUCUGGAAAACAAUCCAGAAACAAAAGGAUUUCUAUUCCAGUGAUCCUGAUGAAGUUGGCAAGGCUAUCAAACGGGCAUUUAUAGAAGUACACACGGCAAUGUGGAAGGAGAGAGAUUCAUGGCCCAAGACGAAGUAUGGCACCCCAAGUACAGCUGGAACUACGGCGUCUGUGGUGAUCAUGCGAGGUCGCCACAUGUAUGUCGCCAACGUGGGGGACUCCAGGGUGGUUCUUGCCCAUGAAGAUGGAGAGGGUCUUAAGGCUGUGCCGUUGACAGUCGACCACAAACCAGAAGACCCCCUAGAGGUCCAGCGAAUCAAAUCGCUAGGGGGGCAGAUCGGCCGGAGCAACGGUAUCUUUCGUGUUGCGUGGAACAGGGUUAGCCGUAUUGGAAAACAUAGAGGACCAGUUCUGCGCAGCACAAAAAUGGAGAGUGUCCCAUUCCUAGCCAUUGCACGCUCGCUUGGUGAUCUGUGGAGCUUCAAUCCCCUUGUCGGAGACUUCCUUGUCUCACCCAUACCCGAUGUCCACUACAGGCUUAUUGAUCCCCGGAAAGAUAAGUUUGUUGUGCUGGCAUCGGACGGACUAUGGAAUGCCAUGAGAAACAAGGAAGUUGUGCAUUUUGUAGACAACAUUGAAAAGAAUGUCUUCGAUAUGGACUGGCGAGAUGACGUCACCCACAGAUUAACUUGUCGAGCGUUGGCAAAAUGGCGGGAGAGAAACAUUCGCGCAGACAACACAAGCGCUAUCGUCGUCUUCUUCGACGAACAGGAGAAAGCAGUCGCUCCGUACCUUCCCUACUCCCCUCCGAGCGAUACAGAAACUGAACUAGGCGAAGCUACGCCGAGUUUAUCUCGAAGUAACUCGUCCACGGCUUCGGACACGCCCGAGGAAAGGCCGAAGUUAAAACGAGAAUUCGCGUUUUACAACGGCUCGUUGUUAACAAAGAAACACAAGGACAUUAAAAGAACACGUUCGUCUGCGUUAGACACCGACACGGAACGAGAAUUCAAAAAAAUCAUUCUCAGCGAUGAUUAGAGAAAAAUAAUUUUAAAAUUAGUCAUAGUAAUAUAUUGUACAAUCAGGAAAACAUCUUUCUAGUCAAGCUGAAACUUAAUUUUAAACAUGGAGAAAUAUAUAUCCAUACUGUAAAUAACACCUAAUUAAUGGAGGUUGAUCAUAGCAAAAUUUUGCAGAGUUUCCAGUAAGGACCGAUUUUUAUAACAACUUUUUAUGGUGGUAGUGUGAUUUAGAUGCCUCAAAGCAUUAGAACGGUGUUUGGUAGACAUCGAGAAAUGUCUGGGGUCGGUUGUACGAAGGCAGGAUAACGCUAUCCAGCGGAUAGUGAUUUUUCAAUCGUUCUAAAAAUGCUCGAAAACUGCGAUAAAAUUUCAUCUUUGGAACAAACA
Messenger RNA from Dendronephthya gigantea, 1658 nucleotides. Its product is annotated as protein phosphatase 1D-like. The transcript is spliced from 4 exons. Gene Ontology annotation, cellular component: nucleus; cytosol. NCBI's taxonomy places the organism in Eukaryota, Metazoa, Cnidaria, Anthozoa, Malacalcyonacea, Nephtheidae. Bases 67 to 1287 code for a protein of 406 amino acids. The record is from RefSeq and is a predicted model, not a curated record. Gene Ontology annotation, biological process: protein dephosphorylation. Gene Ontology annotation, molecular function: cation binding; protein serine/threonine phosphatase activity; mitogen-activated protein kinase binding.